UUCGCGGUCCUUUCACCUUCUCAACGUCUUUCAACUCUUCAACUCUACAUUUCCAUUUCCCCCUUCUUCCUUCACCGUUUUCUCUGUGCCAGGGUUCGAAAUGGAGGCGAAAAACAUGGUUAAGAACGACGAUCCUGCAGCAGAGUCCCCAACUUCGGUCCUCGAAGAUGAGGAUGUCUGUGGCAUUAAAGAAGAAGUUAAGUCAGAGGAAGAGGUGAUUGCUGAUGUUAAAGAUGAUGGGUCCUCUCUUAUAUCGAGAACAAUGGCAGAGGAGGAAGAGAAGUUGCUCAAAGCUAGAAUUAAUGAAGAGAAGGCGCAGUGUGAGGAGGCAACUGACCUCAGUGACACACAGUUCAACAAAUUGGAUGAGCUUUUAACGCAAACCAAACUGUACUCUGAGUUUCUACUGGAGAAAAUGGAUGACAUCACACUUACCAUGGAUGGACAAGAGAACAUGGAUGAAGAGAGCAAACCAGCAGCAAAGAAGCGGAGCCGUGGGUCUAAAAGAAAAGCAGCCUCACAGUGCAAUACUAGGAAGGCCAAAAGGGCAGUUGCUGCAAUGCUUACGAGAUCUAAAGAAAGUGAGAGGACUGAAGAUAUGAACAUGAGUGAGGAGGAAAGAAUUGAGAAAGAGCAGAAAGAGCUCAUGCCUUUACUGACAGGUGGAAAGUUGAAGCCUUAUCAGCUGAAGGGUGUAAAGUGGUUGAUUUCAUUGUGGCAAAAUGGGUUGAAUGGGAUUCUCGCUGAUCAAAUGGGUCUUGGAAAGACAAUCCAAACAAUUGGAUUUCUCUCACAUUUAAAAGGGAAAGGUCUGGAUGGACCAUACAUGAUAAUUGCUCCUCUAUCAACCCUAUCAAAUUGGGUGAAUGAGAUUUCUAGGUUUGCACCAUCGCUCCAUGCCAUUAUCUACCAUGGUGACAAGAGACAGAGAGAUGAGACUCGGAGGAAACACAUGCCUAGAACAAUUGGCGCGAAUUUUCCCAUUGUCAUAACUUCUUAUGAGGUUGCCUUAAAUGAUGCAAGGAAACAUCUGAGGUUGUACAAUUGGAAAUAUCUUGUUGUUGAUGAGGGACACAGACUCAAAAACUCGAAAUGCAAAUUAGUGAAGACAUUGAGAUACAUAAAUGUAGAAAACAAGCUUCUUCUAACUGGGACACCUCUUCAGAAUAACUUGGCAGAGCUAUGGUCUCUGUUGAACUUCAUUUUACCUGAUAUUUUCUCAUCCCUUGAAGAAUUUGAGUCAUGGUUUAAUCUGUCAGGAAAGUGUAGUAAUGGAUCAACUAAGGAAGAACUUGAAGAGAAACGAAGGACGCAAGUAGUAGCAAAACUUCAUGCCAUUCUUCGACCCUUUCUCCUACGAAGAAUGAAGUCUGAUGUUGAGAUUAUGUUGCCACGGAAAAAGGAGAUUAUUAUCUAUGCAAACAUGACUGAGCAUCAGAAGAAUUUGCAGGAUCAUUUAGUUAAUAAGACAUUAGGGAACUAUUUACCAGAAAAAUUGUCAAUUAGAUGUGCUGCAAGUAAGCUUAAUAAUUUGGUUAUUCAACUUAGAAAGGUCUGUAACCAUCCAGAUCUCUUGGAUUCAGCCUUUGAUGGUUCAUAUCUAUAUCCUCCUGUAAAUGAGAUAGUUGAACAAUGUGGAAAAUUCCAUUUACUGGAUCGAUUGUUGCAACGUUUAUUUGCAAGGAAUCACAAAGUUCUGAUCUUCAGUCAGUGGACUAAAGUGUUGGAUAUAAUGGAUUAUUAUUUUAGUGAAAAGGGCUUUGAGGUUUGCAGGAUUGAUGGUUGUGUGAAACUGGCUGAAAGAAAAAGACAGAUUGAGGAAUUCAACGAUGUAAACAACGAUUGCAGAAUCUUUCUUCUUUCUACUAGGGCUGGUGGAUUGGGAAUUAACCUCACAGCAGCUGACACUUGCAUUCUUUAUGACAGUGAUUGGAAUCCUCAGAUGGAUUUACAGGCCAUGGAUAGAUGUCAUAGAAUAGGCCAAACAAAGCCUGUUCAUGUUUAUAGGCUGUCAACAGCUCAAUCUGUAGAGGGUCGCAUGUUAAAAAGAGCAUACAGCAAAUUGAAACUUGAGCAUGUGGUAAUUGAAAAGGGACAAUUUCAUCAAGAACGUACAAAAUCUGUUAGUAUGAAUGACCUGGAGGAAGAGGAUGUUUUGGCAUUGCUUCGAGAUGAAGAAACAGCUGAUGAUAAAAUGAUACAAACAGAUAUAAGUGAUGAAGAUCUGGAUAAGCUCUUGGAUCGUAGUGAUCUUGUUUUCGAUGGACCAGCCAGUACUUUUCCCCUUAAAGGGCCUGGGUGGGAGGUGGUGAUUCCAAGUGCAACGGGAGGCGUGCUUUCUACUCUGAGCAGCUAAAUUUCUUAUCACUAUAUAAUUUGAAUGGCUACAUAGAAUUUGAAAAAAUUCCCUUUUGGGGUAUG
This is a messenger RNA of Abrus precatorius (Indian licorice), 2421 nucleotides long. Its product is annotated as ATP-dependent DNA helicase DDM1. Gene Ontology annotation, cellular component: nucleus. Bases 101 to 2356 code for a protein of 751 amino acids. The record is from RefSeq and is a predicted model, not a curated record. Gene Ontology annotation, molecular function: ATP-dependent chromatin remodeler activity; ATP binding; DNA binding. The transcript is spliced from 16 exons. NCBI's taxonomy places the organism in Eukaryota, Viridiplantae, Streptophyta, Magnoliopsida, Fabales, Fabaceae.